Molecule: messenger RNA, 3160 nt
Organism: Symbiodinium sp. CCMP2456
Lineage: Eukaryota; Dinophyceae; Suessiales; Symbiodiniaceae
Source: the annotation of a GenBank genome assembly
AUGGGGACUGGCAAAGUUGCCCUCCAGCUGUUCUUCACCUUGCACGUUGACAUCUUCGGAUUGGAGCUCGCACCGAGCCGCUAUGCGUUGGCGGCAUCUGCUCUUCGAGAGCUUUCGCGGGCAAGCGAACGCUUCACUUUUCAGGAGGCGGGAGACUCUACGGUAUUGCUGGACCACGACUACGGUGUGCGGUGCGAGUUUCGCUGUGCCUCCCUUUUGGAUACGCCCGUGGAGAUGCUACAGACGGCUUCUGCAGUUGUUAUGGAGGUCUGCUUGCCGCUUGAGGUGCAGCGAGAGGCCAGCAAUAGGCUCCAGAUGUGCCAGCCAGGCUGCCGCAUCGUUAGCUACUCGGCGAUUCAUGGCUUGGUCGGUCAGGACUGCCGCCUUGGACCCGUGAAAGCAGAGAGUGGACUGACUGGUGAUGGACGCGGAGGCAUCUCCCUCGCUGCAUCCUGGAAGCCAGUCGGUCAUGGCUUUGGCUUCUACGAGAUGGCCGCUUCAGCUGAAGAUGCUGCAGAUGCUUGGUCCCGGGCUACCACGAAGUUGAAGUCCGAAGAUGCCGUUCAGGUUGACGUGACCGGAUGCCCUUCUCGUGCCCGACGACUGCGCUACACUGAUGAUGUCUUGGCUGAUCCGGCCCUUGCAUAUCCUUGGGCUAAGGGAGACAAGGUCUUGAUUGGGUACUCUUGGCUGCCGUUCCCAGACCUCGGAGAGCCUGACGACGGCAGUGCGGGGGGGCUUGAUGGGGUGACCUGGAUGCCGGCAUAUGUGGUUUGUGUGUUCGAAGACAAUUUCGUGAAUGUUUGCUAUGAGGACGACGGUACCGUGGAGGAAAGGGUGCACCCUGACAGGAUACGAAUUCCAGGAAAGCGUCGCGAGGUGGAUGCGGUGACAUGCGUCAAAAUUGUCGACAGGGCAGGGGCGGCAGCCGGAUGGGAGGAGGCAAAUCGCCUCCGACCUGUUCAGACGGAUCCUGGAGGUGGAUCCAACACUUGCCACCGCCGGCUUGACUCCCACGUUGCUGUGGAACACGUUGUUGAAGGCUUACGAGCCUGCCAGGAUGGACCGGGCUUCUCUAAACGAGGAGGUGCUUGCAGAAAUCAUGCAGGCCUAUGUCCAAGCUGGACAGAUCUCCUCCAUCGAUUGGUGGCUGAGGUUUUGGAGGCUGCUGGAAGAAGCUGGAAGCCCGCAUGCAGCCGCAGCUUCGCUGCUCCUGCGCCAGCAUCAAGCCGAUGCAGUGCAGCAGGGCCGCAGGCACCUGCAGCAGUUCCUCCAGCGCCGGCCCAAGAUGGGCCGGGCUGCCGAGCUUGCACAAUUUCGACGAAUCAUUCAGGGCCUGGCUACGGGCCAUCGCAGUCUCGUGCCGUAUCAGGAGGUAUGGGAUAUCUUUCAGCAAUUGAUCUUCAGCUCCCUGCACUUACAGCCGGACCACUCGGUCUUCCAAAUCGUGAUCGAGGCUUUCGCGGACGCCAACGAUGCACAGGGCGUGCAGGAAUGGCUCUCGCGAGCCAGACUUGCCGGGUGCACCCCGCUGAAUUGGAAGCCUAUGGAUGCUUCGGAUGGAGCGUCGGAAGCUGCGAAGCGAAAGCGCCUGCAAGAGAUGGCUCGGCGCAGGAUGGAGCGAAGAAGGCAGUCUGCGACGGGAGAAAAAACGUCACUAAGAUGUUUCCAGUUACCAGUUUACCAAUCCGACUCGAAAAUGCCAUGGGGGAGAAAUCCAAGCGCCGGGCUGCGCGGCAGGAGGCGAUCAAGCCUGCGUGGGCUUUCUUCCUGGGGCUCGGUUCCGUUCUCAUCGUUUUCCAUUUUGUUUUCCGCGGCAAAGGCGGCCUGAGGCAGAAAGGAGCCCCCAGCCAGGCGCAGAUGGCUCGGGCCACCCUCGGUGCGGCACCACAUGCAGAAGGUGUCUCAGAAGUACCUCCGGGAUUCACGGCCAUGCAGGGCCCGACGGAGGCCGAGCUGAGGCAGUCGACCUACGUGUACAGCGACGCAGGCUCUGACUGUCCCGCCGAUUACCUGCACCUCGUGGAGCCCGAGGAAUGCGAAAUCGCAGCGGAGAUGCUGCACAAGAAGUUUCAGGACAUGGACCCCAAAGUGGAUACCGAAUUUCGCGGAUGCCAGUUUCGGGUUCCAGACAACGACGUGCACUUCAACUCCAAGGAGGGCUCGGGCAACCGCGACCGGAAGUCCAUCUGCCGGAAGCCGCCCGCAGCUGGUGCGCCCGCAGCCGCAGUCGAUGUCAAUCCUGUGCCAUCGCCACCACCUGUUCUGGCUGCCGUGGCCGCUGUCAGCCAAGCGGAGCCGACUGUGGCUGAAAGGAGCGCGGAUCAAAGAUACGUCAUGACCGAGACGGAGAGCAACGGCUGUCCUGCCGGACACACGGGUGUAGACAAAGAGGAGUGUGCGACAGCAGCCAAAAGCUUCGACAAGCCCUUCCUCGAGGAAGCUGGACCUGCCGAGCUGGAUCCGAGGGGAUGCAUCUUCCGGGUUCCAGACGGCGACGUCUAUUUUAACACGGAGCCCGAGGGUGCGCCGCACGAGUCGCGCAAGGUCAUUUGCCGGGCUCCCGGCGUGGCGGCGCCCCAGGUCACUCAAGCAACACCUGCCCCUCCUACGGCAGACUUUGUACUAGCAGAUGCUGGCUCUGAUGCUUGCCCCGCUGGCUACAACAAGGUGAUGACACCUGAGGACUGCCAAGCUGGAGCGAACGCCUUGGACAAAGCCUUUCAUGAGGCUUUCGAGGCAGAGUCGGACCCAACAGGCUGCAACUACCGGCUCACUGACCAAGAUGUCUACUUCAACCUGCACCUAACAGGAGCUCCCCACCACAGCCGACAGCCUGUUUGCCAGCGAGAUGAGGGUGCUGCGCAAAGUCCCGCAACGCCUGCCCCCGCAGCGAGCACCGAGCACAAGGACUCGGCCACAUCUGCUGCGGCCUCGGCCACCUCUGCUGCGACCUCGGCCAAAUUUGUCAUGGGUGAAGCCGACACCAACGAUUGCCCACCCGGCAGCAAACCUCUCGAGGAAUCUGAGGAGUGUGAGAUUGCGGCGAGCAACCUGGGAAAGACCUACAUUGGAGAGGGCAACCCUGCCGAGAUGGACCCCAAAGGAUGCCAGUUCAGAAUUCCGGACCAGGACAUGUACUGGAACACGCACGAUACAG